AUGGCUGCAAGGAACGAGCAGCAGCAGUCAAAAAUGACCAAUGCUUCACAAUUCUUUGAAGCACUGAAGGAAUGUCAAUCAUUUAAUAAAAUGCUUGCGCCAGGAGUCACAAUUCUUAAAUUAAGGAAAUUGCCGCCAACUGUCAGAAUAGUAUACAUCGAUAAAUCGUUUAAGGGUUUUAUAGCGUUCUGCGUAGUAGCAAUAAAAAUUACAGAUAUUAUCCUGAAAAAUCUUUUCGUCGAAAUAGGAUCACAUUUUACAACGAGGAAUGUACAAUACGUAGUGGGACCAUUCGAUACUAAAAUAGAGAAAUGCUGUCGGGAAGUCUUUUUAGCCGCAGAAUACUAUUCCAAUUGGUAUCAGUUUAAACAGCUCAUAACGGAAAUUUGGUUCAGGAACAAUUUAAACCAGGAUCGCCAAGGAGUGUUAAACGCAGCGUUUAUCAUACCAUUAUUUCCGGAAAACAAACUUUUAGAUUCUCUCCGAGAAUUCAAGGAAUUUUCUAAAUCUCAGGGAGAAGAAUAUGCAAAUUUCUUAGCUGAGGUGGUGGAAUUAUUAACUGAGAUUGGUUCAAAAGUUUCUGUAGUUGAACAGAUUUUAAAGGAGGACUCCACCUUUAAUAAUGUUUUUAAUAUUUGCGAAAAGCAAUUUGAUGGCAUUAUUAAAAGUAAAUCUCUGGCAGAUCUAAUUGAGAAUUUUGAAGAAUUGGCUGCUAAAAGGCAAAUGAUGAAAUUAAAGUCGGAAGUAUCCUCGGAAAUUAGUGAUACAAUUCACAAAUUAAAACACUCACCAAAGAAGUUAACGGUCAAAGAAGCCUCCAUAAUUUUGCGCGAAGCAACCAAAAAAACUUCAAAAAUAACAAAACCUUCAAAAUUAACGCAACUGCAAAAAUGUAAUACAACAUCAAUUCCUUCAGAAAACUUAUCUGAAAAAAUUAUAAACAUAUCGGAAGAAUCUUCCAAUUUAGAAAUUGUCAUUAUAAAGAAAACUGAUGGAACAGAAGGAUAUGUCGAUCUUAUUGACGAGUACACUUUUCCGCUUGAUCGGGAGUUAGAAGAAGCCUUUAACCUUGAUGAAAGAGAAAAAAAAAUCGACCAGGAAAGAGAAAAGCUAGAUGAAAAUUUAGAUAACGAUUUAACCUGGGUAUCUAAAGAGAAUGAGUUGCAAUUAAACAGUCUUAACGAAUUUUUGAAAUUACCUGAAGAAUUAAAAGAUAAUUUAGAAAAUGAUCUAGUACAGUGGCUGUCUAAAAGUGAAGAAUUUCAACCGAGUGAACUUCACAAGAUUAUCAAAUCAUCUGAAAAAGAAAAUGAUGGUAAUGUUGAAGAUGAUAAUGAUGAUGAAGAUAAAUUAAAAUUUGAAUUGAAAGAGUGUCAGGUGAAAAAGGAGGGACUGCCAACAACCGAGAUUCCCAAAACAAUCAAAUCAUUACCGACCAUAAAAUCGAUUGAAACACUAAUUGCGGCAACCCCAAAAGAUCCAAAUCAAGCAGUUCCAGAAAAACCACAACAAAAUAGAAGACAUGAAGGAGAUGAAAAUACAACUUCAAAAAAUUCAAAUAAAGUAGUUCAAGAAACCUCACCACAAGGGAGAAGACAUAAGGAAGAUGAAAAUAAAUUAAUUUCGAUUGAAAAACAAAUUGUGACCCCUUUACAAAAUCAAAAUGAUGCAGUUCCAGGAACUUCACGACAGAAAAGAAUACAUGAGGCAGAUGAAAAUAAACCAGUGUUCAAAAAAAAAGGAAAGCCGACUGCAAGGUCAACGCAAUACAAAUUAAGAAAAUAUUAUCCAGAAUGGUACAAAGAAAAUUUCCAACCAUAUCAAAGAGGCAUAAACUACUGGAAUCAGUAUAAAAGAUAAAAAUAAGGUAGGAGUGGAAACAUAAG
Messenger RNA from Leptopilina boulardi, 1886 nucleotides. RefSeq lists its product as uncharacterized. Lineage: Eukaryota; Metazoa; Arthropoda; Insecta; Hymenoptera; Figitidae. The transcript has 15 exons. The record is from RefSeq and is a predicted model, not a curated record. The coding region runs from base 1 to 1860 and encodes 619 amino acids.